This is a messenger RNA of Nestor notabilis (Kea), 1392 nucleotides long. It is a transcript of the gene STAMBP, whose product is annotated as STAM binding protein. Gene Ontology annotation, cellular component: endosome; cleavage furrow. The record is from RefSeq and is a predicted model, not a curated record. Gene Ontology annotation, molecular function: metal-dependent deubiquitinase activity; K63-linked deubiquitinase activity; protein binding. Bases 3 to 1298 code for a protein of 431 amino acids. Gene Ontology annotation, biological process: protein K63-linked deubiquitination. The transcript has 9 exons. Lineage: Eukaryota; Metazoa; Chordata; Aves; Psittaciformes; Psittacidae.
UGAUGUGUGGGGUUAUGCCUGACCACGCCGACACCAGCCUCCCACCAGAGGAGCGAGUACGACGCCUGAUCCAGGUGGGAAGUGCUGUGGAAGUGAAUGAGGACAUCCCGCCACGACGCUACUACCGCUCUGGGGUGGAGAUCCUCCGCAUGGCAACCAUUUACUCUGAGGAGGGCAACAUGGAGCAUGCCUUUAUCCUGUACAACAAGUACAUCACGCUCUUCAUUGAGAAGCUGCCACAGCACCGUGAUUACAAAACUGCUGUCAUACCCGAGAAGAGGGAGACAGUGAAAAAACUGAAAGAAGUAGCCUUCCCCCGAGCUGAAGAGCUCAAGAAGGAGCUAUUAAAGAGGUACGCCAAGGACUAUGCUAAGUACAAGGAGCAGAAGAAAGAGGAGGAAGAGGCAUUUGCACACAACUUGGCUUUGCAGCAGCAGCUGGAAGAGGAGAGAAAUCGGGUAGCCCUGAUGAAGCAGCAGCAGGCAGAGCAAGAGCAGUUCCAUGUCUUUGAGGAGAUGAUCCGACGACAGGAGCUGGAGAAGGAGCGGCUGAGGAUAGUGCAGGAAUUCGGACAGCCAGAACCGAGUCCCGUGGCUCUGGAUGGGCCCCUCAUUCCUGGCGUGGAAAAGCCGCCAACUGAUUUAAUCCCAAAGGUUCCCAUGUCUCCAGGUCAUCCUGCAAGUCCAUCAGCGGGGACUGUCUCAUCCAAACCUCCUGUUGUGGACAGAUCUUUGAAACCCAGUGCUUUGGGAAGCACAGAAAACAGUGCAGGUAUAAGUAUCCUUCGCCAGGUCAUUGUCCCUAGGGAGCUCUGUCAGAAAUUCCUCCAGCUGGCUGAUGCCAACACGAUCCGGGGUGUGGAGACGUGUGGGAUCCUCUGUGGUAAGCUGAUGAGGAACGAGUUCACCAUAACCCACGUCAUCGUUCCCAAGCAGCACGGGGGCCCUGAUUACUGCAACACAGAGAAUGAGGAGGAGCUCUUCAUGAUCCAGGAUCAACACAGCCUUGUUACACUGGGCUGGAUCCAUACUCACCCCACACAAACAGCCUUCCUCUCCAGUGUCGACCUGCACACACACUGCUCCUACCAGAUGAUGUUGCCAGAGUCCAUUGCUAUCGUGUGUUCUCCAAAAUACCAGGAGACGGGGUUUUUCAAGCUGACAGAGCAUGGCCUGGAUGAGAUAUCUUCCUGCCGGCAGAAAGGAUUCCACCCGCACUCCAAAGACCCCCCUCUCUUCACUACCUGCAAUCACGUGUCAGUAGUCGAGAGAGACGUAGUCCUGAUGGAUCUCCGAUAGGCCUCUUGCCUUAAGCAUACACAGAAAAGCAUCUACCUAAUUUCUAAGCCAGGGAACUGGUUUUGUCUCCUGUAGCAGAUGAUUUCUACCGUGU